AGAUAAGAGGCACAUGGCACUUCAAAACAGCAUUCUUAAGAUGGCUUGCGGGACGUAUCAAGCUGCUGGACUGGACACAAAGCGUGAGAGACAGAGACACCAUCUCUGCUGAUUUGUACUCAACUCUGGUUCCUGUUGCUGAGAGCCCACGUGUCACAGAAGCCAGGGCAGGGGGGCCCACACUGCUGUCUGCAUUUCCCAGGUAUCCCAAGCUGAGCAAAGGUUCUUCCUCAGAGGAGCAGGCAAUAGAAGCGCCUGAACAUCAUGGCACAAGUGGACUCCCAGGACAGGUGGGAAGAGGCGUCUCCUCUCAGUAGCUUGACUGAGGAGGCUCAUGACCCCCAGAUGCUGAGCAUGAACUUAGAGAGUGAGGAUGAAGGUGGUGGGGAGUCAGAAAAAGAGGGUACUGUUGACAUAGUGGUAAGGGGCAGCUCCCCAGUAAUAUGUGACAAUCCUGACUUGCCAUGGCCCCGUCCGCUAGGCAAAGAAGAGGAGAAAUUCUCUGACUCUUUCAGUGCAAGGGGCAUGGGGCAGAGACCAAUGCAGAUAUCCGGGAGAGCCAGCUGGAGCAGAGAUGUGCCAAAGAUCAGUGAGACCCAGGGCUCCCCGGGAGCAAGCACAGCUCUGGGUACCCUUCCCCGUGGUCUCACACGCAAGCUGUUAGGUCAGCUGCAACCUCUUAGGGACCGAUUAUCUGCGGGUGAUGAUGGAGACUUGGGGGCAAACCAGGACGCAGCCUUGGAUGUCCCAUCCUGCUUCCCCAGCAAUGGAAAGUAUCUCUGUGCACACAAAAGUGUAGACACGUCCGCAGAGAACUCUUCUCUGUUGUGUUUCCCCAGGCCGGGGAGCAACUGGGACCUCCCCAAGCGAGAGACACCCACACCAGCCCAGGCGUCGGCCACCCCAGCCAGCUUGGCAGCCGCGGUGCUAGCAAAAGGGCGAAUCAGCAGGAAAGUACAGAACCAGGUGGGCGGGCGCGGGGGCGGAGAGGGCGAGGCGCGUCCCUACAGGCGCCUGCGGGGCGGGAGGGCCUUCCAGGAGCCCAGCAAGCCGCUGAGCCCCGCGGAGACGCGCGGUGACGCCAAGCGCUACGCGUGCGAGCUGUGCGGGAAGGCCUACUCCCACCGCGGCACGCUCCAGCAGCACCGGCGCCUGCACACCGGCGAGCGGCCCUACCGGUGUUCCUUCUGCGACAAGGCCUACACCUGGUCCUCCGACCACCGGAAGCACAUCCGCACCCACACGGGCGAGAAACCCUACCCGUGCCCAGACUGCGGGAAGGCCUUCGUGCGCUCCUCGGACCUGCGCAAACACCAGCGCAACAUGCACAGCAACGACAAGCCCUUCCCGUGCUCCGAGUGCGGCCUGACCUUCAACAAGCCGCUGUCGCUGCUGCGCCACCAGCGCACGCACCUGGGCGCCAAGCCCUUCCGCUGCGCCGCCUGCGACCGCGAGUUCGCUGUGGCCAGCCGCAUGGUGGAGCACCAGCGCGUGCACUCGGGCGAGCGGCCCUUCCCCUGCCCCACCUGCGGCAAGUGCUUCACCAAGUCCUCCAACCUGGCCGAGCACCAGACGCUGCACACGGGCCAGAGGCCCUUCAAGUGCGCUGACUGCGGCGUGGCCUUCGCGCAGCCCUCGCGCCUCGUGCGCCACCAGCGCAUCCACACCGGCGAGAGGCCCUUUGCUUGCACGCAAUGUGGCCAGGCCUUUGCCCGCUCCUCCACCCUGAAGCGGCACCAACAGAUCCACUCCGGGGAGAAGGGAUUCCUCUGUGCCGAGUGCGGCAGGGCCUUCCGCAUUGCCUCUGAGUUGGCCCAGCACACACGGAUGCACAACGGAGAGAGGCCCUACCACUGUGAGGACUGCGGCCAGGCCUUCACCCGGUCCAAUCACCUCCAACGUCACCGAGCCAAGCAUGGCACCUGCAAGAAGGAGCCCAUCCCUUCCUCCUCUGACGAGUGAAGACAGCACCGUCGACCUCAGUACUUGGAACCUUCCCAGGUGAACCCACUCACAUGAUAUUGCCAGCCAGCCGCACCGGUCAGCCAGGCCUCCCAGUAGGUCGCCGGUCUUGAGUGGUCCAUUUGAUUAAGUAUUUGAUCCUUCGAAUAGAAAGUCACCACCGAGAGAGCACCCAGGUGUGUGGUUUCACAUCAGUGGUUCUGAGUGUCAGAGGUCAUAAGCAAUUGGAAAAGGGAAGGACAAAGUAGUGGGAGCUGAUUAAGGUUUAGUUUCUUGGGUUGGGGGACCACAAUCAAUCAGAAACUGCUUCUAGAAUUACAUGCUU
Molecule: messenger RNA, 2287 nt
Organism: Cebus imitator (Panamanian white-faced capuchin)
Lineage: Eukaryota; Metazoa; Chordata; Mammalia; Primates; Cebidae
Gene: ZNF648
Product: zinc finger protein 648
Biological process (GO): regulation of transcription by RNA polymerase II
Molecular function (GO): RNA polymerase II cis-regulatory region sequence-specific DNA binding; DNA-binding transcription factor activity
Source: RefSeq, a predicted model, not a curated record